Saccostrea cuccullata (small rock oyster) is the source of this 618-nucleotide messenger RNA. RefSeq lists its product as uncharacterized. Bases 1 to 618 code for a protein of 205 amino acids. The transcript is spliced from 3 exons. The record is from RefSeq and is a predicted model, not a curated record. NCBI's taxonomy places the organism in Eukaryota, Metazoa, Mollusca, Bivalvia, Ostreida, Ostreidae.
AUGCGAAUUUUCUCUGUUGGCUUCAUCGUGGUAGUAGUCACUUUUCAAGCUGGACAGUGCUUUCCGCCUGGGGGAACUGUUUACACCCGAUGGGGCCGCACGACGUGUCCACCGACAGCAACAAUUAUCUAUUCAGGUUAUGCUGGAGGAACUCAUUACUACUACCCAGGAGGUGCAGUUGAACCGCUCUGUUUACCGAAAAAUCCAGAGUGGGGGCGCCAUAACACUGAGCAAAACUACGCCUUUAGAGGAGUCGUAUUUGGAGCUGAAUACCAAACUUACACAGAUAUCAUAAUGAGUGAUCUCCACGACCAAGAUGUGCCAUGCGUUGUCUGUAGAACUCAAAACGACAAACCUGUUUUAGUUAUUCCAGCAAGAAAGUCUUGUUCUGACGGAUGGAAAGUAGAGUAUUGGGGGUAUCUGAUGUCAGGAAAACAUGACCAUCACGCUGCCUCCACCUUCACCUGUAUGGAUGCUGAACCUGAAACUCUGAGUGGGGAUGGAGGGAACGCGGACGGUUAUUUGCUCUAUCCAGUUGAAGCUAGAUGCGGCAGUUUGAAAUGCCCACCAUACAAGAAUGGGGCUGAAUUAUUAUGUGUCGUUUGUUCUGAAAAAUGA